AAUGUUUCCUAACGAACGAAUACCAACUGUCAGCGAAUUUUUAAAUGAAAAACUAGAUUCGUAUAUGAAUCGCGAAAGGAGAGAGAAGAAAUUCGAUCCGGACGGAGUAUACAGACAAAAGUCAAGAUUGGAACCGUUUGAAUUGGCCUGUAAAGUUAUUAAAACAAAAUUAGUUGAUGGAGGAGUAACACUCCCUAGGUCGAAAUCUCGUCGUUCAAAAUCACCAAAGAGAUCAAGAAUUGUCAAUCCACUUUUAAUCGAUAAUUCAAGAAGAGUCGUGAGUAGAGGAGAAGCGAGAAGACUUAUUGAAACCGCUAACAAAAUAUAUGAGGCAACUUCGCUAGAGAAAGUCGAGAAAAUUCACAGGUACAGACCGGAUCGAAGCAUUCCGGAUUAUGUGGAAUAUGGCAGAGUUCAGAAUUAUACAAAGCACGUUGGCUCUAUACUGAACAGCUCAUACUAUAUAAAGUAUUACUUGGAUGAAGGAUUAGAUAGUUCCGAUAAGGGUAUUGCUGUUAGGUUGCAAAACAUGAAAAUACGAAGGAAAAAGCGUGAACAAAAAGCAUUACCACAUUAUAAUCCUUUUCAACCUACGACGACUGUAAAACCUGAAAAAUCGGUUACUUUCGAAGAUCAAGCAAAAAAGACACCACGAGCGGUUACUCCAACAUUCGUUCCCCAGCCCCUUGACUCCGAUUCGGAUCAUGACGUUUGGGAGAGAAAUUCUAUAGAGUGUGAAGUUCAACAAGAAUUGGAACAACCGGUGAAAGUCAGAAAAAUCCGUUUGGGAAAGCGUAAUGAAAAUGAAAGUCAAAAGAUAGGAGAAAUCAAUGAUUCAAACAGUGUACAUACUUAUGCAUCAGUUGAGCAUACAAUAGGAAACUAA
Dimorphilus gyrociliatus is the source of this 886-nucleotide messenger RNA. The record is from the annotation of a GenBank genome assembly. NCBI's taxonomy places the organism in Eukaryota, Metazoa, Annelida, Polychaeta, Dinophilidae.